Messenger RNA from Amoebophrya sp. A25, 3272 nucleotides. The record is from the annotation of a GenBank genome assembly. NCBI's taxonomy places the organism in Eukaryota, Dinophyceae, Syndiniales, Amoebophryaceae.
AUGGACGGAGGUCGUAACUCGCCGCGGCAGAUGCAGGAAAUCUGCCGAUUGGAACCGGUGCACGCAGGCAUCCUCGUUUAUGCUGCGUUUUUUUCGUGGUGUUCCUACUUGUGGUGGACGUUUCCAUCCGAGCUCUGCAUAGUGAAGCCUGGCCCUGACAUCAAUCAGGCUUCCAGCGUCGAAGCGGGGCUCGCCUCCCUCGCCGCAGGCCCAGCAGAGGCGAAGGCGAAGAUACUCGAAGUCGCAACGAAGUUGGGUUCCAGUAGUAGUGAGCAGCCUGGAAGCGUGCAACGAGGAGAGGACGCCGCUAAAAGCAGUGAAACUUCUCAAACGAUGGCUACAAGAGAGGGCAAACCGGGAGAGUCAUUAGUGGGUGCCGACGUUAAGAAGAAAUCUGCUUCUGGAGGCUCACCUAUGAUUGUUAAGCGUGUAUCUAAGGAAGCUGCAGCAGAACUCGAAGACUCGCGGACAGCGCGAAGGCAUUUAGCACCAUCUGCGUCUGCCUCUGCCGAGAAAGACAAUGACUAUGACGUGAAUGAAAAAGUCGAGACAUCAGCUUGGAGGGAUUUGGGCUGGGAUGGUGUGGGUCCCGCGCCAGAGUUGCGACACCCUUCACAGCUUGCGCUUGCAAGUAUGUCCCUCCAGAAUCCUGCGCCGACCGGUGCUCUUCGCACAGACGGCAAUAGAUUGUCGAUAACUUUGGAAGACCUCCCAGAAAAAAGCAAUGACUCUGUGCCAAAGCCAAGCCCUGCGUUUUUGCCGAAGUUGUUGGAUACUCGUAACGACAAGGUAAUAAGUGUUCUACAGGUCGGAGGAGAGAGCAACGAGGCCUCCUUGAGAGUAGACAGCGGAAAAGCCACUGCGCUUCCUCCGGCUUUGCGAUGGCUUGAGGGGGCUGCACAGGCGAGCCGCAUGCUUUUCGGAAAGCCAGCUGCCAUCGCGGAGGCUGCUCUAGCAAGAUGGCGUGUAGCAGACUACGACUCGCCGCCUAUAGGCCUGAGUGUGGCAGCGGAGGCCAAAAGAAGAGGACUCGCGGACGAGGGUGGAAAAGCUACCACAGGGGAAGCAGAUCAGGGAGCUGCAGGGCCGUCGAAAGAGCGCAACGUUUGCUACAUACACUUGAUAAGAGGAGAAGGCAGAUUACAACUGCACGGAAUAGCCUGGUUUUUCCUUCACCCGCUUCAGAAUAUGCAUUUGCGGGCCCUUCUUUUCUUUUUCGCGGUGUCAUCGUUGGCGGGAUUUCUGGCUCUAGUGAAUGGUUGCUGUUGCUGCAUGACUCACAGGACAAGAUGCAUCAAUUGUGGAGCAGUUUUCAGCGUUUUGUGGUAUCUACUGACUAUGUUGAUUCGUAGAUGGAAAAGAACGUACUCUCGAUACCGCCCUGAUACUAGAUGAUAUGAUAUCGAUGUUCGUGAAAUUCGUGUUUCCAGUCGCGUCAACGCUGCAACUCAUGUAAACACCUUCUAGUCUUCAAGAAAGGAUUUUCAUAUGUCUCACUUUCAGGGUGAUUUUGAUGAGUUACGCUGCUGUGGUGAUAUCUUUCGCUCAUUGGAUACCCUGGGAGGUAUAUGACAGCGCUCUUGAUGCACGCGGCGUGGUUCCCUGGUUGACGCUUUAUGCAAUGUCAGCAAUCGUUCUGUUGCAAGUCGGGCUUCCAGGAACCAUGUUAUGGCAAGCUUGUUACAUUCCAUAAAAUGUGAGCAUGCUUUUCCGAAGUGAUUUAUUCCUCUGGUAGAAGAUGUUGAAGUAUUUGUUGGAGCUGAUUCUGAUAUAAUUAGUUCUAGCAAUAUAUACUCACAGCUUAUAGAAGGGAUCUCCAUCGUGUUUGAAGUCGCUCAUUGAAUUACAAAUUGUUUCUUCUAAUUUUUCUUGUGCUCCUUUGUGGUUGUCUGCCGUGCCUCCCAUGCUGUGCGCCUCUGCUGUUACGAAUGUUCAGACAGCAAAUUCUCGCAGGACAACUGGGACAAACACGGGACGCAAAUGACGUAGCGCACACGCUUUCAAGGUACUGAUAUUCUACGCCUACCCACGAAUAUGUAUGCGCGUAAUCCUCAAUGUUUCCUGCCCUUAGAUUCUAUGCACCGCAAAAAUCGAUUACACAGGUGCGUGAUGUUCAAGAUAUCGGAAGCAGAUGUGUCGGGAGAAAACUGUGCAAUCUGCUUGCAGGAGUUUGAGGAAGGUCACGAAGCGGCUGAGAGCCCUUGUCAUCACUUUUUUCAUCGCGAGUGCCUUGAAAAAUGGGCCGCUUUCGGUGGAACAAACUGCCCCGUUUGUCGCCGUGGGCUACUAGCGACGGAGGACGGGGGCGAACAUCCUUUGUUGGCUGGAGGGCGCAUCGGUGCUGGAGCGCAGGAUGGGCCGUCCUCCUCAUCGUCAAGCAGCUCGCGCGAGCUGCGGCCUGUCGCGUGAGAUCUAGUGCUGAAGGUGGCGGCCAAACCUCCUUCGACUGCGGAAACAAGCUUUACCUGUUAAAACCUCUCCUCCUCAAACAAAAAUUAGUGAAACACCAUCAUCUACUAGUUGCUGUGCCGGCGAUUUAGUUUUGGCGGUCGAAAAGAUUCCGCGUGUCGUGUUAUAAGUCGGACAAAACGUUAACGACUACAUAUAUUGAAUAUCGUUCGCGGACGAAUGGACCCCGACCUUGGCAUACUUUUGCGACUACGAUUUCGGAUGACGACGAUGUAGUAGUUGCGGAUGCUGAAAAAUAAGCGGUGAAGACUCUGGAUGAAGCAUUUUUGAAUUCAGCGGGAUUGUGUCUGUAUCGCCGAAAUAACGACAUCUAUCUCAGUAGGUCAAAGUAAAGCAUUGAGUAUGAGACGAUGUUGUAGCCUUUUGGGUUAUUCAUUUACAAUGGUAACAGGGACUUAAUUUACACAUGGUGAUGAUCUCGUAGUCAGUACGUAGGAGUUUGACCUGGGCUGGAUGCAUGCAAAGAACAUGACUUUUCAGUUCCUCAGCAGAAAGAUUCCAGGAUCAAAAACAAAGAUACAAGAAGACGAAGUUGCGCACGAAGCCUACUUGUAGGUGAUUCUUCCCUCCUUAUUCACUCAUGGAGGUCUAGUAUAUCGAGCCAAUAAGCCUAGUGAGAAUAAGUGUUAAAUAGAACAUCCAUGUUUUCCUUCAGGGCAGCUUUUGUUACUAGAAAUAGUAGUCGCUCGGGAAGAACUUUCCUCUACCUCGCUCCCAACAUGUUGAACUAGUUUUUGUUGAAUAUCGAUGCUCACAACAAUCGCACAGUAGUUUCUAUGAUCCAGCGAGUGCUGAGUCAGUAU